AAACCCGAGUGCCCUCCUUUUUCCUCCGGCCUCUGCUGUCCCCUGUGCCCUCCCCGACGCCAAAACCCUAGACGCGGCGGAGGCACCGGAGCUCGACAGGAGCCGGGCACGGGAAUCCAGACCAGGGAGGCCGCAGGAGGCCCGUGGUGACUAGGGUCCCGGGAAAGCUGUCACCUGCGCUCGACGGGAACCAGGCAGCGGAGUCCGGAACAGGGGAGCGGGAGGUCGGGCCGCAGGGUCCGUGCGGUGCGGCAGGCACCAAGACUGCGUGGCACGGUCCGUCUCCGACCAAGUCAGAGAUCCAUUGAGGACUGACCGAGAGGAGAGCCGUUUUGCCAAAUGGGGCACAAAAACAGCUCCAACUCCAUCGGGAUAGCUGUUCGUGGAAUGAAGCCGUGUCAAAAUGGGACCUUAAUUAUGCGAGGAAUUUGUUAGAAGCAUCCACAAUCCCAUUGGCUCCUCGCGUGUACCGUAUGGUUCAGAUUGUUUGGGGAUGGAUUAAUUUUUGUUAUACAAUAUAAAUGUAUUAUUCCAAAUUAGGGGUAAAAUCACAAUCAAAUAGGACAUUUUGUAUAAAAGUUAACACCGUUAGAGGAGGAUGACGGAACAGGGGAAAAGUAGUGCUUCGUCUUCAAAAUGCAGGGGUAAAUUUACAAAGUUAAAAAAAGGGGUAAAACCACCAUUUCGGUACAAAACAAGGGUAUAAAUGCAAGAGCUUCUUUUUUGUGAUUGCAAAGUACAUCAUAGAUACUCACAACGUAGAACGCAAACCUUACCCAUAUGAGCAUCUUCGAAGGCUGGACUGACAAAUCCUCAUGAUUGACAAAGUCAGCAAGGUGUCUCGCUAUUGACGGAAACAUCGUUUACCACUGAAACCACAACGUCGUUAAAUCAUGGUAAAUUCGCUCUCACGAGGAGUCAAACACAGGACUUGGGGUGCUACUAAGGCUCUUGAAACCACUAGUCUAUAGGUCCUUGGCGCCACUGCUACCGAAAAGGUCAUCAGUAACGGUCGAAAAACCGCAUCACUAACGGGCGGGAUGACCGUCACUAACUUCCUGCCAGUAAUAAUGGUCAUCAUCACUAACGGUUGGAGCGACUGUUAGUGAUGAUCCCAUCAUUAGUGGUGGGUGGUCCACCCGUUAGUGAUGACGUCCAUCAUUAGUGUCGGUCAUGUUUCCGUACCCAUCACUGAUGAUGAGAUAUACUUCGUUUUGUAGUAGUGGGCAACUCUAAGUAUUGGUUGGGAUGAGAUAAUCUCAUAUACAAAUAUUUGCAAACUCCCUCUUGAUCUCGAAUCUAUCUUUGAGAUCAAUAAAUGAUAUAAUUUCUCUAAAAAAAUUGUAGGAUAAAAAUAAGAAAGUACAGAUAGAUAUGCAAUUAAAAACUCGUUAAAAUCCAAAGAGAAAAUAAGGAGAAAGAAUGAAAGAUACAACAUAUAGUGUUAUUGCCUCACUAUAUGGAUGGCCCAGUGAAAAUUCCUUGUGGAUCCACAAUGGCCGACGAAGAAAAUUUUCACAUUUGCACUAAAAGACAGUUUCACUGAAUACGUUCCUUGUAUGUGGAUGUAAGAAGUUAUGAAAAGAGCUCUUUUACGGUAUCCCGAGAUGAAUAUGAACCGUCUAUCCAUCCAAAUCUAAUGGCUAAUUAUAUUUGAUAAUCCAGCACAAUUCUACGGAGUGCCAUGCAUCUCAAAAAACUAGGGAGUACCACAAUGCUAGGGGCAAAACCGUAAUUAAGUCAGUAGUUUCUUAUUUCGCUAAUCAGUAUUUUUGUAAUAGAUCUGUACAAGAUUGCUAAGGUAUCAAGAAAGGAUCAAAACUCGUGCUAUAUCCUAAUCCCAAAAUAGCGAGAUGCAUGCGGCGGCCAGGGCAGUGCUCCGGCAUUGUACGUGACAUGGGAGCGGGGAGCUAGGGAUCAAGGACGUUUCAGCCGGAUGGUCUGACGUGUAAGGAGAUGCCUGAAUUUGGUUGGUCGAGGUGAAGCCUGAAUAGGAAAGGAAAGUCCAAAUUAUCCGGUGAAAAAUCUAGAUUACUAACCUUGUGCUGUUGUGCAAAUAUCUAAGUUACCCCCAAGAACGAACGAAUGGUUAGAUUUACUUGGCACCACAUCCUGGUUUUUGGGGUACUGUAAAAUUCCUCUAUGAAAAUCACAUUUUCCAGAUCGGAUGUACACUUGUGAACUUCUAUAGACACUGUUUGUAUAGCCAUCACCAUUGUCACUCCCAUAUUAACGCCCUAUUGGCAUCAUAUUUCGACCCAAAUUUUGAACAAUCAUCACUUCAGUUAUCAUCUUAAACAGUCCAGUGAUAUGUUGAUUGUUCCUCAGGGAGCCUUAAAAAUUACUAUCUUUAAGAUGAGUCAUGCUAUAAUUUGUCAUGGUUCAAAACCAAUAUAAUUUAUCAUCAUAUUUCAACCAAGUUUGGAAACACAACAGAAAUCCCAAACCAUGAACCUUCAGUGAUCUGUCCAUCACCUCAGGGAGUCAAGUAAUUUUGCUAUCUUUAAGAUGAAUCUUUUAGAUUCAUAUUUCUUUUUUAAAAAUCAUGCUAUAAUUUGUCAAAUAUAUGUGCCAAAACAUCCCCAUUUCACCUGCUUAUUAACAGAACAAAGAACUAAAUCCACUCUCAGUUCACAUUCCAACAAAUACCAAGAGAAUCAUAACAAAACUAAAAUUCUUGCUCUGCAUGCAUUCCCUCCAUGGGCAUCUAGUCAUCAUAUGCGGGGAACAAUUACCUCACCAAUUCCAUUCGACGCCCAAAAAACAAAAGGAGGGGAAAAAGGGGAAAAGAAAAUAAAAACCAAUGGGAUUGUCCCCUUUCUCUCUCAGAUGCUAUUUAGCCAUGUCCUUCCCCAGGACCAAACUCUGCCACUCUCUGUUAUUCUGCCCCCCUUCCUCCUUUAGCCUCCUGGAGCAACCCUUCUAAGCCUUCUUCACUCCUCCAGGUCUCCACACACUUGCAACAACAGUAAGCAAACUCACACACAUACACCACCCUUUCUUCCUCCUGACCUCUCUCCAUUAUUCUCACAUCCAUGGCAGCUGCUGAAGAAGGCACAGAGCCACUCAUGUACCAGACUUUGGCUCUGAAGGUUAGCAUCCACUGCGAGGGAUGCAAGAAAAAGGUCAAGAGGGUGCUACAAAGCAUAGAAGGGGUGUACAAGACGGACAUAGACGUCCAACAGCACAAGGUCAUCGUCACCGGCAACGUCUCCCUGGACGCGCUGGUGAAGAAGCUCGCCAAGACCGGCAAGCACGCCGAGCCAUGGCCGGAGCCCGCCGCUCCUCCUCCUCCUCCCUCCGCCGCGGCCAACCCCGGCACCGGCAAGAAGAAGAAGAAAAAGAACAGGAACAAGAACAAGCCCGCCGACCAGCCGCCGCCGCCACCGCUGGAGUGCGGCGGCGGUCCACCGGAGAACCAAGACCACGCGGGCACCUGCGACGAGGCGUCCGACGGCGAGCAGCCUCCCAAUUCUGAAGCCGCCGCCGCCGGCAGAGGCGUGCAUCCGGUCCCGGCUACCGUCAAUUUCAAUGGCGGCGGCGGAGGCGGAGGGGGGAAGAAGAAGAAGAAAGGGAGGGGAUCAGGCGGCGGCGGCAAUGGCGACGGCGGCGGCGGAGCAGUAGCGGAGGCGAGCCCCCCACACGACGCGCCCCCGAACCCCGGCGCUGACGCCGGGGCCUACCCGCCGCCUCACGGCGCGGCCAUGGGCAUGAGCUACCCGGGCCCGGGGUACUAUGCCGGCGGCGGAGGGGGGAACAUGGGCAUGGCGGCGCCGCCGUACGGCGGGGUGAGCUACAGCACGGCGCACCCGCUGCGGAGCAGCGCGUACUACCACCCGAUGAUCGGCGCGGCGGGGUACGCGGGCCCGGGCGCCGGGUACUUCUACUCCACGGCGGCGCCGGCGCCGGCGCCCGGGUCGUACUACAUGUUCAGCGAGGAGAACGCCAACGCGUGCACCGUCAUGUGAGAUCAAGACUGCGAGGAUCUGAUUAGUAGUAGUACGAUCCUUUUUUUUUAAUAAUCUAGAGUGGUUCCCUUGUUGUAAACUGCAGCAUUUUGCUUUGUACUACAACAGAAAUUACAAAUUUGUGUCCUGUCAUUUUGUCA
Molecule: messenger RNA, 4108 nt
Organism: Brachypodium distachyon (stiff brome)
Lineage: Eukaryota; Viridiplantae; Streptophyta; Magnoliopsida; Poales; Poaceae
Product: heavy metal-associated isoprenylated plant protein 35
Exons: 4
Coding region: 3036-3968 (310 amino acids)
Molecular function (GO): metal ion binding
Source: RefSeq, a predicted model, not a curated record